Molecule: messenger RNA, 678 nt
Organism: Peniophora sp. CBMAI 1063
Lineage: Eukaryota; Fungi; Basidiomycota; Agaricomycetes; Russulales; Peniophoraceae
Source: the annotation of a GenBank genome assembly
AUGGCGGACAAGGGCGGCGCUUACGGCGCCCAGGCCAAAGACACGGAGUUUCGUAAGAAAUGGGACAAGGAAGAGUAUGCAGAGCGGGCGAAGCAGAAGGAUGCGGAGGCGUAUGAGCUUGCAAAGGAGAACGAGGAGCGUGCAAAACAAGGCAAAAGGCCGCUCAAGGGUAACAAGAAGGUGCUACCUAAACCGACUGAACUAAUGAAGCAACGCGAGGGCGAUCUUGAGCUCGACAAGAACUUGGGCAAGACUAUGGUCGUCAAUAAUCCUGGUGGUCGUGGUCCCGGUCAACCUGGCUUCUAUUGCGAAACCUGCAACAGGACAUAUAAAGAUAGCACUGGCUAUCUCGAUCACAUCAAUGGUCGCGCUCACUUACGGGCACUCGGACAAACCACUCGCAUUGCACGGUCUACUGUCGAGCAAGUCCGGGCCCGCAUCGCUUUUCUGCGUGAGAAGACGAAGGAGGCAUCGGAAGCCAAACAAUUCGACUUCGACGAACGCUUACGCCAGAUUCGCGACAAGGAGUUGGCAGCACGCGCGAUGAAGAAAGAAGAAAAGAAGGCCGCGAAGGAGAAGACACGCAUCGAAUUGGCCAAAGCGACGCCCAUGGACGUCGACAGUGUUGACACCAUUGCCGCCAUGGGAUUCGCAGGAUUUGGAACUUCCAAAAAGUGA